Molecule: messenger RNA, 3987 nt
Organism: Silurus meridionalis
Lineage: Eukaryota; Metazoa; Chordata; Actinopteri; Siluriformes; Siluridae
Gene: tdrd1
Product: tudor domain containing 1
Exons: 25
Coding region: 107-3610 (1167 amino acids)
Biological process (GO): spermatogenesis
Source: RefSeq, a predicted model, not a curated record
CACCUUUUAAUUGCGCACGCGCAUUAUGCAGUCUGUCGAGUUGGUCUUCGCCACGUGCGGUCAAUUAGAGUUUAUGCGUUAUACAUAGUAGUGAGAAAUCUACAGGAUGAACCGCACCUUUUCACCAUCACUGGUUAGGCCGACCCUGCCGUUGAGAAGACCUGCAUCAAGUCCAGGUUUAUUGACCCCAGGCAGCCAGACCCCACUGACUAACAACCAGGUCACCUGCUUACCUCAAGAACAGUCCAUCAGCCUGCCUGGCAGCCCUGAUGCCCUCAAAGCGGAAGGUAGCAGAAACGAGAAAGAGGCUCUUAGCGUUUCACAGAGAGCCGGACUAAUGUCUGCUUCAGUAACAGUGAACCUGUGUAAUUACUGCAGUAAUCAAGGUAUUUUUAGGUGCACACGCUGCAAAAAGACUUGCUACUGUUCGGUUAGUUGUCAGACAGAGGACUGGAAGGCCCACCGCCACAUUUGUAAACGAAGUGUUUCAGAAAAUGAUGCAAGUGAUAAACCAAAGGAGUCCUCACUGCAACCUUCUGGAGAUGGCGCUAGUGGUGUAGAAUCCAAUCUGAACAUCAGCAAUGUAGCUGAACCAAAAAGAUUAUUCCUGCAAGAUUUACGCAAGAAUAACCUUAAAGAAGGAGACAAAGUUCAGGCAUCCAUAGUGGAAAUGAGGACCCCUGGCAAGUUUUUUAUUCAAAUCCAGUCUGUGGAGAUGUCUGAGACACUGAACAACAUCAGUCUAAGCCUACAGAAGGCCUACAGUGGUUCACCUGCAUCUGUAUACAAGCCUGAAAUUGGGGAACUUUGUGCUGUGCAAUUCUCUUUUGAUCAGAAUUGGUAUCGAGGAGUAAUUGAGUCUGUUGAUUUGGUUCACCACACUGCAAAAGUGUGCUACAUAGACUUUGGAAAUGAAGAAGAUGUCAAAUUUGACCAGAUUCAAGCACUGUCAACAAAAAUUGAUGUGGCACCACCAUGUGCUCUACAAUGUUGUAUUGCUGGGGUAACUGCACUCUCAAGCAGUUGGACAGGAGAAUGCUGCAUUGCCCUGAGGCAGCUGGUUGCUGAAAAGAUCCUGACUUUUACUGUGAUGGAUGUCCUGAAGGAUAGCACUGUGUUUGCUGUAGAUGCACCUCUGUCCACACUUGGUAAGAAUCUUGGUACAUUCCUAAUUGAGCAGGGCUAUGCAGUGGAGAACACUUCUACAAAACCUCAUGUCAAGCAAGAUGUUGAUUCUUUAAUGACUGCAUCAUUUGAAAACUUCAAGCGUUUGUCUGAUGGGAAAAAUGAGAAUACUGAAGCUCAGCCACCAGAGCCCAUGAGCCAAGGAGUGGGAGAUACCUUCACAGCUAUAGUCACCCAUCUUCAGUCUCCUUUGGAGAUCAUCUGCCAAAAGCUAGAAAAUGCCAGUGUUAUUCAGCAGCUACAAAAAAAUUUGAGAGAGCACUGUACCAAGUCUCAGGCCAGUGAGAACUUCCGACCUGCUCCUGGAACUGUCUGCUGUUCCCUUUUCUCAGAGGAUAAUCAGUGGUAUAGGGCUAAAGUUCUGGCAUAUUCAUCUGAGGAUCGUGUGUGUGUGGGUUACAUAGACUUUGGGAACUCAGAAGAGGUGUUGUUGAAUCAGUUGCGUCCUAUCAGUGUGGAACUGUUGGCUUUGGCUACUCAGGCAAUCCCAUGUUCCCUGUCAGGUAUUAAACCUACUUCAGAGGAGUGGUCAGAGGAGGCAAUAGUUACACUAAAAAAAUUGGUAUGUAACCGCUUCCUCCGUGUCGAGAUUCUUGGAGAGCGAGAUGGAACUGCUUUGGUCUCAAUGGUUGAUGAGUCCAGUGAUCCUCAGACUAAUGUAGCUGAGCUGCUGGUUGCUACAGGCCUUGCUGCUACUGGAAAUGUAGAAACAAACAAAGAGCAAGCAGUUAAAAACCCUGAUUCUUGUCUCAGUCAAGACAGUCCUGUCGACAAAUUGGAGUGGUCUUGUGUAAAACUUUCUACUGAUGGCCAGAAGGUGGUGCUAGUUGUCAGUGUACUGGAAAAUCCUGGGUCGUUCUAUUGCUAUAAAUACAAUGUAUUAGACAUGAAGACCCUGGCAGACCUAUCCACUGCUCUGACGAAGCACUGUGAGGCUGACAGGACUCCUUUCACCCCUGCUGUUGGGGAACCCUGUUGUGCUCUUUUCAGUGAUGGGAGCUGGUAUAGGGGCAUUGUACAGAGUCUUGAGGGAGACGGAACUGCAAAAGUUUACUUUGCUGAUUAUGGGAACGUUUGUAAAGUACAGGCAGCCCACCUAAGAGCCAUCAAACCUAACUUUCUCAAAUAUCCUUUCCAGGCCAUUUGCUGUUGGCUUGCAGGACUUGAACCUGUGGGGGCAGAGUGGAGUAAGGAUGCAGUGCAAAAGUUUCAGACUCUAUGUGUUGGGAAGCAGCUUAUCGGCAGAGUAUUAUCAGUCACUGAGAAGGGUUAUGGAGUAGAGCUGGAGUCUAAUGGCUGCGACAUUGCUGCUGUACUUAUUGCAGAACAGUUUGCCAAAUUUUCACGACCGGAGCAUAAGCCUGAUGCACAAGCAGCCACAUUCACUGAACCGACAGAAGCAUCUCCUCAACUGGUGCCUGAUGCAGAUCACUCGGACACUAAGCAGCCAGCUAUGCCCACUAGGCAAAAACCAACUGCAGCACAGAUCAGCACAUUAAGUCAAUCUGCUUCAUUUCCUCUGGACUGGGAGACUGUGGAGUUGCCUCGUAGUGAGACUUUCCAGCCUAAGGUGGCAGCAGUGACCAGCCCAAAUCUCUUCUACGUGAUGAAUCCUAUAAAGGUGAACAUAGAGAAGUUACAGGUUGUUAUGACUGACUUGAUGAAGUAUUGCAGCAAGCAGACCCUCCCCAACCAGAGCAUGCCUUUACCUGGAGCAGCCUGUUGUGCUCAGUUUUCAGGUGACAAAAAUUGGUACAGAGCAGUUGUAUUGGAAGCUACCAGCACAUAUGCAAGUGUAAUUUAUGCAGACUAUGGGAACAUAGAGAAGGUUCCUGUUUCCAGCCUCCUGCCUAUCCCAAAAACAUUACUGAAGCACCCUUUUCAAAUUGCUAGAUGUGCUCUUUCAGGUAAAGAAAACUUUCCGACCGUGUGGCCUUCAGAGGUCCUGGAUCUUUUUGGUGUACAGCUGAAUAGCAAAGUCCUUGCCUCUGUAGAUAAUUUUGAUGGAACCUAUAACUUGUUAAAUGUUACCAAGCACUCGUCCCAAGGAGGCAGCAACAUCAACUCCAUUAUUUCAGGGGCACUGAAUAAAUCUUCUGGCGAGUCUAGCACUAAAACACUGACCCAAGACACACCGGUCCAGGGACCUGCGCAUACGCAUGCUGCAAGUAUGUCCAUGGCAUCAGCUCCUAAUUCACCAGCAGAUGCUGAGAAAUCCAAAUCCCCAAUUCUGGAAAAAGAAACUAUUAUGACCACAAUAUACAGCAUUGAAAAAGAUGGACCACAUUCCCCUCCAGCUUCAAGCGUUACCAAUAACGCAGCUCCCACUUCGUGCUGCUGUGUGGCCCUUGAACAGAAGAUUGCACAAAUUGAGAAGUUGCUUCUUCUGCUUGUGAAACAAAUGGGUGAAAAAGUACAAAAGUAGUUUGUGUACAUUUUCAGUGUUUCUAAACAGAUAAAGCUGUUUAGUUUGUUAAAGCAGCAGUUCAUAUUUUAAUACUGUACCUUAUCUACAGUAGUGUUUCUACGUGAGUCUGACUUACAUUAUCAGUGUAAAAUGUUUGACACUCGGUAUAUUUGAGCCAUCUUUUGUUACUAAAAACAAAGAUUUGGUGACUAAAUGGUCUCCUCAGAUUGCAUUAGUGUUGAGUGGAGUUUCCUCAUUUUAUUUUAUAUUUUUUUUGUUCCUUUUUUAAUAUAAUAAUUUUGUCUUAAGCAUUCUUUUUUUUUCCUAAAACUUGUUCAUUAGGCUUGUUUUGAUGUGAUUUUUAGUUGCAGUUUUAAUAAAGUUAUUUGCAUUGA